AUGACUCAGCAACAAGAUGAGUGCAUUGCUUAUUUUUCAACAUUAUGUCAAGAUCUUUUUAACCCAGAAGGACCCUCUAAACGAGAUGAAAUCCAAAAGAUAUUAGAGGCUAGUUUUCCAACUUUUUCGUCUUCUGAUUCAACAACAAAACUUACCAAUGUACCUUCAUUUGGUAUUGUGACUCCUACUGAUACUGCUAAUGCCUUGAGAAUCAUGUUGGAAAAUUCACCUAAUCCCUACGUACAAACGUUUUCACUUUCAAGAUUAAAGCAGCUCGUGAUGGCACAAUUUACGAUUUUUGAUAAAGAUACUAAAAUUCAACUACGUACAUUUUUGUUACAAUAUGCUUAUAUUCAUCCGGAUUUACAGCCUUUUGUUAUUACACAACUUGCAAGUGUAUUAGCUCUUUUGACUCGAUUUGGUUGGUUGGAUAUUGAAGAAUAUCAAAAUGUCUACAAGGAUAUGACUCAGUUUCUUCAAGCUUCUCACGAUCAUCGUAUUGUUGGACUACAAAUACUAUCCAUCAUUGUUCAAGAUAUUAAUUCAACUAGUAUGCCGAAAUAUGCUGCUAAAUUUAGAAAAGCAGCUGUGGGACUUCGAGAUUCUCAAUUGUUUGACAUUUUUACUAAUGCAUAUCAAUUAUUAGAGGGACUCCUUACACAAUCAAUUCCAUUUGAUAAAGUUGAUCAAGAAAAUAGCACAAAGGAUGCUACUCUUGAUUUACUUUUGAGAUGUUUGUCGUUUGACUUUGCAGGUAAUAGUUUAGAUGAAGCAGGUGAAGACACGGGCAUGAUUCAGAUUCCUGUUUCUUGGAGACCUAUAUUUGAGCGAGAAGACUUUAUUCCUAGCUUUUUUAAAGCCUAUGCUGAAUUUCCUUCAUCUUGCGCCAGUAAAGCGAUUGAGUGUCUUGUUCAUAUUGCAGCCACACGUAAAGCUCUUUUUAGUUCUGAAGACCAACGCAAUAAAUUUAUAGAUGCACUUAUGCAUGGUAUUCGUGAUAUCAUUGUCACUUCUACAAAAUUAGAUGAUUCUGACUGCUAUAAUGGCUUUUGCCGUUUAUUGCAUCGAUUCAGAAUGAUGGCCCCUCUAAAUGAGAUGGCAGAUAGACCCAAUUACGUAGAAUGGAUUGACAUUGUUGCUGAUUUUACACUGAGAGCCUUUCAAGCCAACUAUUUUAUGCCAACUUCAACUUUCUGUUUCCAUUUGCUAAGCUUUUGGUCUCGUAUUGUUCAGAGUAUGGCCUAUUAUCAACAAUUGAGUGAAACAGUUGCUCAGAAAUUACAACAACAUAUGCUGACAUUGACAAGCACCUUUAUUUCAAAUUUUUUGAAUACUGUACCUACUCGAAUUGAAGAAAUGUGGGAUGAUCCUUUAGAAGAUGAAGAUACUUUGGUAGAAUCUUUGUUUAUGUUGGGUCUAAUUGCUCGUUGUAAAUAUGAAAAGUCAUGUGCUGCACUUAUUGAAAUAUUUGAUCCUAUUGCUGCUCAUUAUGAAGAAUUAAUUAAUCAAGCAAGUAUAGGUUCUAUUAGUGAAGAGAAUUUGAAGGAAGCGCUUGAAAUCUUUUCAGAUAAAUUCACUUGGUUAGUAUAUAUUAUGGGUGUUUAUGUUGGCAAUAGACCUCCAUAUUUGAGCUCUGAUUCUUGUGAUGAAGCAGAUGGUCAACUUACCACAAAAGUACUUCAAUUGAUGGAAGUAAACCAAAACCUUAGUCAAAAUAAUUCGGCAUUUCGAAGUAAAAAAUUAGAUUCCGCAUUUGUUUUCUUCUUUAGUCAGUUUAGAAGAGCCUAUGUAGGUGAAUCAAACCCUAAAUCAGCUUAUAAAAAAUUAAAUGAGAUAUUUGGAGUUGAAAGCGAAACUGAUAUGCUUAAUGUGAUUAUGCGUAAAAUUGGAUACAGUGCAUUAAGAAACCUAAGAAAGAUUGAAACAACGUCACUUAUUAUGCAAAAUCAUAUGUCAAGUGAAUUUACUUUUUUCAAUUACGAUAAACAUAAGCAUAAUCGUAUGUUGUAUUAUCAAAUUCUAUGUAAAAUCCUUUUUGCAGAAGAUAAUUGCGAAAAUGAAUUCUAUGAGUUUAUGAAGCCAUUUGAAGCUAAAUUAGAAAGCCUAUUUAGAGAUCUUCGAGGAUUUAUUCAGCCCAUUCAAAGUCGUCGAAAUUAUUCACUCUUUUUGAAUUGGUUCUAUCCUGAUUAUAUGCCAGUAUUGAUGAAGGGUAUUCAAGCAUGGUCUCCACAUCCUUCAACCAACGUUUUACUCAAGUUUUUUUGUGAAUUCAUUCAUAAUAAAAGUCAAAGAUUAAAUUUGGAAGUCUCUUCUGCUACGGGAGUCUUGAUAUUCAAAGAUGCAAGUCAAAUUUUAUCAACCUAUGGCCAACAAAUUAUUUCAACACAAAUUACUGAUGAAAGUCAAAAAUAUCCUUUAAAAUACAAAGGCAUAACUACAUGUUUCAAUAUUCUUUCAAAAUGUUUGGGAGGUAAAUAUAUUAAUUUUGGCGUCUUUUGGUUAUAUCAAGAUAAGGCAAUCACAGAAGCUUUCAUGAUGAUGCUACGAAUGAUGCUUAAUAUACCCUUGGAUGACUUGAUGAACUUUCCUAAAUUAACAACUGCAUUCUUUAUUAUGCUGGAUGAAUAUUCAAGUGAACAAAUGAUGAUUGAUUCAAAUUUACCACCAGAAGCUUUUCUUUAUAUUCUAGAAGCUUGUGAACAAGGGAUUGAAUCCACUGACUCCAUGAUUCGUUCACAUGCUUGUGCUACAAUCAAUAACAUUUACCUUUGUAUACACUUGUGUUACUUGAACGUGAUGUAA
This is a messenger RNA of Cokeromyces recurvatus, 2802 nucleotides long. RefSeq names its product armadillo-type protein. The record is from RefSeq and is a predicted model, not a curated record. The transcript has 14 exons. Gene Ontology annotation, cellular component: nuclear pore; cytoplasm. NCBI's taxonomy places the organism in Eukaryota, Fungi, Mucoromycota, Mucoromycetes, Mucorales, Mucoraceae. Gene Ontology annotation, molecular function: nuclear export signal receptor activity. The coding region runs from base 1 to 2802 and encodes 933 amino acids. Gene Ontology annotation, biological process: protein export from nucleus.